AUGGAUUCCUUUAUGCUGCAAGACGCAGCCGCCUUGGACCGCGUCCGCGCAGCCCAAGAGUUCCUCGACCCUCGGCGCAGCUACAGGUCAGCCAUCAUCUUGAUGCUGCAGAAGAACCAGAGGAGACUCGUCGUCAAUCUCGACCAACUCCGAGCUCACAACCCUGAACUUGCCUCUGGAAUCCUCGAGGACCCCUUCGAUUACAGUCUAGCCUUCAACCAUGCUCUCAAGCAAAUCGUCAAGACUUUGCCACAGUCGGGCGACGCCGAAAAACUGAACGAUGUUUCAUAUUACUGCGCCUGGGCUGGUAGCUUUGGCAUGAAUGCCUGCAACCCUCGCACAUUGUCCUCCCAGCACCUGAACAGCAUGGUGUCCCUCGAAGGCAUUGUUACGAGAUGCUCUUUGAUUCGCCCCAAGGUGGUGAAGAGUGUACACUAUAAUGAGACCAAGGAUGUCUUCCACUUCCGCGAAUACCAGGACCAAACCAUGACCAAUGGAGUCACCACGUCUAGCGCUUAUCCACAGGAGGACGACGAAGGCAACCCCCUCACCACAGAGUACGGUUUCAGCACUUAUAGAGACCAUCAGACUGUUUCCAUCCAGGAGAUGCCCGAGCGUGCCCCUGCCGGUCAGCUGCCUCGUGGCGUGGAUGUAAUACUUGACGAUGACCUCGUGGACAAGGUCAAGCCUGGCGAUCGCAUCCAACUUGUCGGUAUUUACAGGACUCUUGGAAACAGAAACACAAACCACAACAGCGCCCUGUUCAAGACGGUAAUCAUUGCCAAUCACAUAAUUCUUCUAUCUUCGAAGUCUGGAGGAGGUGUUGCGACAGCCACCAUCACCGACACCGAUAUUCGAAACAUCAACAAAGUCGCCAAGAAGAAGAACCUUCUCGACUUACUAUCCCAGUCACUCGCCCCUAGUAUCUAUGGUCACGCUUAUAUCAAAAAGGCAAUCCUGUUGAUGCUCCUCGGUGGAAUGGAGAAGAAUCUGGAGAACGGCACCCAUUUAAGAGGUGACAUCAAUAUCCUCAUGGUGGGAGACCCCUCCACGGCGAAAUCUCAGCUUCUCCGGUUCGUCCUCAAUACGGCACCGCUUGCCAUUGCUACCACUGGUCGCGGCUCGUCUGGUGUUGGUCUAACGGCUGCUGUGACUUCCGAUAAGGAGACUGGAGAGAGAAGACUGGAGGCCGGAGCUAUGGUCAUGGCUGACCGUGGUGUGGUUUGUAUUGAUGAGUUUGACAAGAUGUCUGACAUCGACCGAGUUGCCAUUCACGAAGUCAUGGAACAGCAAACUGUCACCAUUGCCAAAGCCGGUAUACACACAUCACUAAACGCCAGAUGCAGCGUUGUUGCCGCCGCCAACCCUAUCUUCGGGCAGUACGACACCCACAAGGACCCGCACAAGAACAUUGCCCUGCCGGACUCUCUCUUGUCACGUUUCGAUCUUCUGUUUGUCGUCACCGAUGAUAUCGAGGACACGAGAGAUCGACAGGUCUCGGAGCACGUUCUACGGAUGCACCGCUACCGCCAACCGGGAACCGAAGAAGGCGCACCGGUGCGUGAGAAUGCUGGCCAGGCCCUCGGCGUCGCCCUCAAUAAUCAAACUGAUACUCAUCGACCCACUGAUGUUUACGAGAAGUUUGACGCGAUGCUCCACGCCGGUGUCACAUUGACGUCUGGCCGUGGAGCAAACAAGAAGCCUGAGGUGCUCAGUAUUCCUUUUAUGAAGAAAUACAUCCAAUACGCCAAGACAAGAAUACGUCCAGUUCUAACCCAGGCGGCAUCAGACCGUAUCGCCGAUAUAUACGUUGGUCUACGAAACGAUGAAAUGGAGGGCAACCAACGUCGAACUAGUCCUCUGACUGUUCGUACCUUGGAGACUUUGAUUCGUCUAGCUACCGCUCACGCCAAGUCCCGACUUUCCAACAGAGUCGAGGAGCGGGAUGCACUUGCGGCGGAGGGAAUCCUUCGUUUUGCCCUGUUCAAAGAAGUGGUUGAGGACGAGUCGAGAAAGAAGCGGAGAAAGACACAGACCACCGAGUUUGCUUCAUCCAGCGAGGAAAGCUCCUCUGACGAGGAUGGGGACGACAGGAACUUCAGAAGCUCAGCUGCCCGGACACCAGCCGCGCGUUCCACGCGAUCUACAAGAGGUGUUGCGCGUCCUCGGACCACCGCUGGUGACCCGCACGAUACUGGCGCCAACGGAGAUGCUCAUGAGAGUGAUGAAGAAUCAUCGGCACGACCUGACGCAGAGGAAAACGAUGAAGAAGGCAUAUAUAAUGCCACUCCCCGUAGGUCUCGUCGUCGCGGCGGGGACGCUGCUUCCUCGAGUGCGGCGCCGCAUACGCAGACAUCUUUUGCUUCAUCAGUACCCGCGUCUCAUUUGCCUUCGCAGUCGCAAGAGGAUGCGGAGGACGACGACGAACUGGCUUCAGAGGCAGCCGGUCUUGCUAUUGCAGACGAGCCUAUCACUCCUCAGCGACUGACGGCUUUCCGAAGCGCUCUCGGUCAACUACUCAACUCAGCUUUGUUCGACGACGAUUCUGCCAAUGUCGAUGCCGUUCUUGAAGCAGUCAACAAUAAGCUGCAGUCUCGCAGUGGUGCUGCUUUCAGCAAGCAAGAGGCUGUCAAAGCUCUUAAGAAGAUGGACGAAGCUAAUCAGAUCAUGUACACCGAUGGUGAGCUUGUAUACAAGAUCUAG
Messenger RNA from Colletotrichum spaethianum, 2703 nucleotides. RefSeq names its product DNA replication licensing factor mcm3. Gene Ontology annotation, cellular component: MCM complex; nucleus. NCBI's taxonomy places the organism in Eukaryota, Fungi, Ascomycota, Sordariomycetes, Glomerellales, Glomerellaceae. The record is from RefSeq and is a predicted model, not a curated record. Gene Ontology annotation, biological process: DNA replication; double-strand break repair via break-induced replication; mitotic DNA replication initiation. The transcript is spliced from 3 exons. Gene Ontology annotation, molecular function: single-stranded DNA binding; ATP hydrolysis activity; ATP binding. The coding region runs from base 1 to 2703 and encodes 900 amino acids.